UUGGGGAUUUUUAUUUUGUGGUGCGACCACGAAGGGGACGGAUCCGAGAGAUUCGGGAGGUUGUUGCGCCGCACGCGUCGGGGAGGCAUCUGAUUGGUGAGGCGGACAUGGUUGCCGGCCCGGAGGUCAUGAAUCAGGUCGUUCCCAUGUUGGAGUCGUCGUUCCAUCGGUGCCCCGUCAAGGGGGUCGAGGAGGUGGUGGUCGUCGGGGCAGCGGUGUCGCCGCCGCCGACGACGGUGGCGUCGCCCAAGGCCGAAUCACUGCUGGACCUCGAGGUGCCCGAUCUGGAGUUGAAGACAUCACCGCAGACUCUAAAUUUUGUCCCCAACAUUAGAUCUGGUAGCUUUGCUGAUAUUGGACCCAGGCGGUACAUGGAAGAUGAACACAUCAGAAUUGAUGACCUUUCUGGCCAUCUUGGCUCACUGCUGGUGUGCCCAGCGCCUAAUGCCUUCUAUGGGGUUUUUGAUGGCCAUGGGGGUUCAGAUGCAGCAGCCUACAUGAAAAGGCAUGCCAUGAGGUUGUUCUUUGAGGAUUCAGAAUUCCCAAAUGCAAUAGAAGAAGAUGAUUUUUUUUCGGAAUCUGUCGAGAAUGCAAUCCGCAAAGGAUUCUUGAGUGCAGACCUUGCUCUUGCAGAUGAUUCAGUCAUCAGCAGAUCUUCUGGAACAACAGCUCUUACAGCUUUGAUCUUUGGAAGGCAGUUAUUGGUUGCGAAUGCUGGGGAUUGCCGAGCAGUACUAUGUAGGAAAGGCAUUGCUGUGGAGAUGUCUUGCGAUCACAGGCCAACUUAUGAUGCAGAGCGCCAAAGGGUGACUGAUUGUGGAGGAUAUAUUGAGGAUGGCUACCUCAAUGGAGUACUAUCCGUGACUCGGGCUCUAGGUGAUUGGGACAUGAAAAUGCCUCAAGGCUCACCGUCACCCCUCAUUGCCGAGCCAGAGUUUCGGCAGACAAUCCUCUCCGAGGAUGAUGAGUUCCUCAUUAUAGGCUGCGAUGGCAUAUGGGACGUCAUGACUAGCCAGCAAGCGGUGACCCUAGUCCGCAAGGGGCUCCGACGGCAUGAUGACCCUGAUCGGUGCGCGAGGGAGCUCGCCAUGGAGGCCAAGAGGCUCCAAACCUUUGACAAUCUCACUGUGAUUGUCAUUUGCUUUGCCUCUGAGCUCAGCGGGUGCUUGCUGCCUUCGGAACAGGCGCCAUCCAGGCGGAUAAGAUCUUGCAAGAGCUUGUCUGCAGAGGCCCUUUGCAACCUGAGGAGAUUGCUAGAAUCUGAUCAGUAGAUGAUGCUGUAGUAUUGAGAUCUUGCAAGGGUUUGUCUGCUGAGGCCCUUCGCAACCUGAGAAGAUUUAUAGAAUCUGAUCAGUAGACGAUGCUGUAGGGCUCUUGUUGUCCUGUUGGUGUAGGUGCCUCGUACGGCUGUUACGCAGCCAGCAAUUUUGUAGGGUAUGUUGCAGUUCUUUUUUUUCCUGUUCGGUAUUAUUUUGGUGUACAUACUCAACUGGUUCCAUGUACCGUUGAUCAGUUGUACUCAACUGGUUCCACGUACCGUUGAUCAGUUCGUUGGUGAAUCUUUUUCUUUUGACUCCAA
Molecule: messenger RNA, 1579 nt
Organism: Lolium rigidum
Lineage: Eukaryota; Viridiplantae; Streptophyta; Magnoliopsida; Poales; Poaceae
Product: probable protein phosphatase 2C 2
Exons: 4
Coding region: 108-1271 (387 amino acids)
Biological process (GO): protein dephosphorylation
Molecular function (GO): cation binding; protein serine/threonine phosphatase activity
Source: RefSeq, a predicted model, not a curated record